GGCCGCCGCCGCUGCUGCCGCUGCUUCCGCUCCUGACCGCAGACGGUGCUAAUGCUACAAAAACCCGACGGCGGAGUGACAGUGAGAUGAGAUACUGUGUGCAGCGGCGGCUGCUGGGUGAUUUCACUGAGGAGGCAGUCUAUGCAACAAGCCUGGCUGCAACACAUGUACACACACCGUCUGUUUUUUUACAAAAUGUCUAAUCUGAAGGCCUGGCUGGAAGAUGAACACAGGUCGGAGUUAAUUCUCAAGCAUCAGCUGAAGGCCCUGAGUGAAGCCCUCAGUCAGCAGCUGCAGGAGACAGACAACAGACACAUAGAGGAGCUGGAGAGGAGGAUUCAUCAGGACGCUCUACUGUCAACAGAUGUACACCAAGAGUCCGGGGUUAAAAAAGAACUGAACCGUCAGACCAAACAUUUAGAAAUGAGAAGAUCCAUCUCAGCCCUGACCUCAGACAAAGACACCCCACAUCGUCUCAGACAGGCAGAGAAGCCCAUCUCGUCCUCCUCACCCUGGGUACAUUGUUCAGUCAGGGCUUCCACGCAGACUCCUACCAAGACACCACAGUGUGAACGGGUCGCUUCAUCGAUAACAGCACAGAUGCACAAAGAAGAGGAGGCCAAUGCUGAGUGCCAGAGGAAGUUCAGUGCUCUCCCGGUCCCCAGCCGUGUCAUCCAGCCCCUCUAUCAGGAAAUGAUGGAGCGGAGGGAGAAAGAGAGGCAGCAGGGUCACGAGCAGCGGAAGAACUUCUUGCUCUCCGCACAAAAACCUUUCAGUUUCCAGGAAAGAGAAAAGGAGAAACGGGAGAAGCUGAUAGCCUCACAGGACCAGGAAAACAAGGUACCUACCGUCGGGAAACCUCGUCGCAAACUGGAAAAAGACUCGCUACAUUCUGAGUUGAAAGACCAGGAGGAGGUGUGCAGGACAGUCCACACUCAGGCAACUGUGCGACAGGAGAACUCCUCUGCCCCCUUAAUCCCGAAACGUCGCUCUGCUGAGCACACCAGGAAAGAAAAGCUGGGGUUCCUGGACGAGAAGCCGAGCUUCCAGCCAAAAAUCAUCCCUCAGGUCCCCGAUUUCAGCCGGUUGCACAAGGCCUUGCAGACAGAGGCGCUGAGAAAAACCGAGAGUAGAGAUGUGACAAAGUGUCGGCCCUUCCACCUCAGAACAUCAGCCCUGCCGGAAAGGCAAAGAAUGAUGAGCCCAAAGAAAUCACAGGAACCAAAAUUAAGUCUCAGUAGGAGUAAGUCACUUGGGGCCUUAACAUCACUGUCCCCAGACACACUCCCCACAUACAUCACAGACGCUGUGAGGAAGCGCGGCAUGGCCAUCAGAAAGUCACUGGAGAUGAGGGACAGUAAAAAUCACGAACAUGCAGAGUGGUUGAGGAAGUACCAAACUAGGUCCCAGGCCAUGAAGAAGACAGUUGCCCUCCAUGCAAAGUUUCUGGACCCACACAGCAGCCUGAAAGAAGUGUGUGAUGAAAAACUAAAGCAACAUAUGAUGGCUGACCAGCAAAGGAUGAGAGAGUACAUGAACGAAUUACAGCGCAUGAAGGCACGAGUUAGCGAACGCCCUUAUUUGUUCGAGCAGGUGAAACAGAGAAAUGCAAAGGCCCUUGCAGAGCAGACGUACAGGAGCCAGCUGAAGAAAGCUGGGUUGAAGGAGCGAUUUGUUGAAGAAAAAGGUGCAGCACUUGAAGGAACAUCAGUCUCGUUCAGUUCCGAGGAGGACUCCGACGUACAUGACCACAGACAUGGAGAUGACAUUCGUAGCAGGGAAGAAAAUGUAGACGACGGUGAGAAAAUUGAAGAUGUGGAAGAGGAGAGCGUGAAGUCCAAGAGGGAAGAAAUGCCAUGAUCAAAAAGGUUCAGACGGCACCGAUUUUUCUGUGGCCUCUCCACUAGAAAACAACACUGUCCUCAAAAAUGAUUCAUGUUAUGGCUGUCCGCACCGAGCGUUUGAUAGUCUAAGAUGUGCAAGUAUAAAUUAUGAAAUUACAAAACAUUUAAACUUUGACAGUCACAAUUGUUAGGGAUUACAGCUGGAAGCGAAUACAAGUUUAUACAACUGCAUACUUUUUUAUAUGCAUAUGAAAUUAAUAUGUAAUUAGUAUUCUAUGUGCUUUGAGUUUAAUACACAAUCACACACAUACAAAAUGAGGACACCACUUGAGACCAGUGUGUAAUUUGUCUUUUAUCAACUCCAACUGUCAGUAGCCAUAUAAAAAAAGAUUACACGUAUGAAGUUAGAUAUUAUAUCUGCCACUUCUCCUAUAUACUUUACUUAGUUUAGUGACACAAGUUCGGUAAAUGUAUAUAUUUUAAUUGGACGGGUCACGAAGCGUCCGACGUGCGUCCUUUCUGAGGCGGCCGGGUUAGAGUUCCCAGUUAUUUGCGCAGCCACUCUGGCACCUAAAUAAACAGCCAUCACCGUGCUGCUGCAUUCACACAGAGCAGCUCGGUGGUUUGCUCCGAGCACAUUGACCCACAUCAAAUGCUCUUGUUGUUACGCCGUUCACUGUCUGCUUGUGCUUAGACAGCUGACUUCCAGAAAUUGGAGAGAUAAUUUUCACUUUCAAACCACAUGGGAAAGUCUGGAUGUAUAUAAUCAUAAUCAAAAAGUCAUUGUGUAGACCGGUACAUACCAUAUGGUUACUUUUUGUAGGCUAGUGUGUCAUUCAUUGAAGCUGUUGAGGUCAAUGUUUGCAUGAGCUCAGGUCAAAAUAUUGCUAGAAAUCACUGAGUUAGUUUUCUUUAGGUAUGUCUAUGGAAAUCUUGUACGUUGCAGAUAAAUGCCCCAUAUGUCAUACAGAGAAUGACAGAUAAUGUGACUUACAGUAUUCAGUAUGAUUUUCAGGGUUGUAAAAUAAGCAUGCUUUCAUUUAUUUUGCACAAUUGCUAAGAUUAAAAAAAACUGAAAAGAC
Molecule: messenger RNA, 2926 nt
Organism: Scophthalmus maximus (turbot)
Lineage: Eukaryota; Metazoa; Chordata; Actinopteri; Pleuronectiformes; Scophthalmidae
Gene: fam161b
Product: FAM161 centrosomal protein B
Exons: 9
Coding region: 142-1860 (572 amino acids)
Biological process (GO): cilium organization
Cellular component (GO): cilium
Source: RefSeq, a predicted model, not a curated record